This is a messenger RNA of Penicillium chermesinum, 1770 nucleotides long. Its product is annotated as sialidase family protein. Bases 1 to 1770 code for a protein of 589 amino acids. Lineage: Eukaryota; Fungi; Ascomycota; Eurotiomycetes; Eurotiales; Aspergillaceae. The record is from RefSeq and is a predicted model, not a curated record. The transcript has a single exon.
AUGGUGAAGCUUACCAGCGCCUUGCGCGUGAUCAUCCCACUGGCCACAAUUGCACCCUCAGCAGUAGCUGCCUCCCAGUUCCUCUGGCAACCUAUAUACAACAACGAGGCCGCGGCCUACCCGCGCGUGAUCCAGCUACAGCACGCAGGCGACGCAAAUGGCAAAUUACUCGCGACCUUCGAACACUGGUUCCUGCAGGCAGAUUACCAGACAACUGGACUGAACUCGAAUGGAACGGCUAGCAGUUUUGUUGUCCGGGAGAGCGAUGACCAGGGGAGUACAUGGGAGACGGUGACGACCGUGUCUGCGCCGGAGGGAGUGCCAAAUCUGUACUUCUACCAGCCGUUCUUGUUUGAAUUUCCCCAGCAACUUGGGAAUUACCCCGAGGGCACGCUGCUGCUGGUUGGGAAUCUGCAUGAUGGGAAUACUACGGCCUUUUUCUCCUGGCGUUCGAUGGAUCGGGGGCAGACGUGGGAUGCGCUUGGUGUUUGGCAGACGGGGUAUUCGCGGCCGUAUGGGGCGCCGCAAGGGUACUCAGGUGGAAUUUGGGAACCAUUUCUGUUUUUAGACAGUAGGGAUCGCCUCGUUGCUGUUUUCUCCGAUGAGCGGGAUUAUAGCUCCCAUUCGCAGAUGAUUGUCCAUGUGGUGUCUGAGGACGGCGGGGAUACUUGGAGCGAUGUGGUCUGGGACGUUGCGGCGUCUGAGCAGUCGGCGCGGCCUGGUAUGGCUACGGUCGCAAAAAUGGACAAUGGACAGUACUGGAUGAGCUAUGAGUGGUGCGAUACGAGCAUCCCAGGUGGCCUCUGUGUGGUCCAUGGGAAGACGUCCCCUGACGGCGUAUCGUGGAACCAGAACGACGCUGGAGUUGUUGUUUCUUCGACCGACAGCGUCGAAGCGUCGGGAACGCCUUAUUCCAUUUGGGAUCCUGUGGGACAGCAGUUGAUUGUUUCCAGCAGGUCACAGCUAUGGUAUUCUGCCAGUGCUGGUAAAGAUAAGCCGGGACCUACGGCUGAAAAUCGUCAUGUCCUUCACAUAAACACCAAUCACGGACAAGGAGACUGGUACUGGGCUUCAGCUCCUUGGUAUAUCCCGGCCGGAGGGGUCUGUCCCACUGGUUACAGUCCGAAUCUGCUGGCGUUGACAAACGGCAGUAUUCUGCUUUCAGCGAACACGCAGGCGGACGGGGAAGAGUGUGAGGAGAGCACCGGUGCAGCACCGGUCGGAAUUAUGCCAUACAGGUCUGACUUUGGCACCGCUGGUGACGCUGGAUGGAUCGAGUUCGACGGACUCUGGUCCAUUUUCGAGGACCAGUUUGCCUUUUCGCCUGCAGGUGACCAGGCCACGAUUGUUCUUACCGGGUCCUCUGGAUGGACGGACUACCAGAUUAGUGCCAAUGCUAUGAUAACCAGUGGUUCGGGGGUCGUGGGUAUCCUGGUGCGAGCGUCCAAUUCAGCGACGGGUCCCAACGGCCUCAGUCGGUAUGCGAUUGCCCUUGACAGCAGUCGUGGGGAUUUUGCACUAUACCAAGUGGGUGACUUCAAGACGGAUACCCUGCACUCGGAGCCCGUUCCUGGCGGCGUCCAAGUCCACCAGCAAUAUCAUUUGUCUCUUUCUACACAGGGCAGGACUCUCGUGGCUACUUUGAUUGAUGGGGGAGGCACAUCUACCAGCUUCACCUUUCGUGGCGGCGAGUUAUUGCGUGGAGCGGCAGGCUUGUUUGGAAGUAAUGGCAGCGGCUCUUUCAGGGAUGUUCAAAUUACCCGUGUUUGA